This is a messenger RNA of Charadrius vociferus (killdeer), 1808 nucleotides long. RefSeq names its product gastrula zinc finger protein XlCGF26.1-like. The record is from RefSeq and is a predicted model, not a curated record. The annotation marks the transcript as partial. Gene Ontology annotation, molecular function: RNA polymerase II cis-regulatory region sequence-specific DNA binding; DNA-binding transcription factor activity, RNA polymerase II-specific. NCBI's taxonomy places the organism in Eukaryota, Metazoa, Chordata, Aves, Charadriiformes, Charadriidae. The transcript is spliced from 3 exons. Gene Ontology annotation, biological process: regulation of DNA-templated transcription.
GCUGGUGCACCAUCAAGCCCGAGAUCAUCUGCAAGAUGGAGGGAGGAGAGAUGCCGUGCGUGCCAGCCCCCCCCGGGGCGCAGCAGAGGCACCGCAGCCCUGAGCCUGGCGGUGAUGUCCGGAGGCAGAGGGAGGAUGGGGGUGUCACCGAGGGGCUGCCAGACCCCACCACCCCGGUCCUGGGGAUGCCCAAGCGGGGCAGGAGGCAGCGGGGAGGCACCCCGGGCAAGGUGCUGCCAUCCUGGCCUCCCUGCAGCCCCCUUCCCCCCAAGAGCCCCCACGCCUGCGCCGAGUGUGGAAUGAGCUUCAGUAAGAUGCAGGACCUGAAGAAGCACCAAGAGACACACACGGCCGCGUGGCCCUUCUCCUGCUGGCAGUGUGGCCGCCGCUUUCGGCUGAAGAAGUUCCUGAUGACGCACCAGAAGGCGCACAGUCGGGAGAAGGCCUUCAACUGCCCCGACUGUGGAAAGCACUUUGCUCACAAGCAUAACCUGCUGAUCCAUUGGCGAGUGCACACGGGUGAGAAGCCCUUUGCCUGUGGCCACUGCGGCCACCGGUUCAGGCAGAAGUACCACCUAGUCAGCCACCAGCGCAUCCACACCGGGGAGCGCCCCUUCGCAUGCGCCCAUUGCCCCAAAGCCUUCAGUCGCAAGACGUCCCUCACUGUCCACCAGCGGGUCCACACCGGGGAGCGCCCCUUCGCCUGUGCCCGCUGUCCCAUGGCCUUCAGGGACAAGAAGACCCUCACCAGCCACCAGCGGGUCUACACUGGGGAGCACCAUUUUGCCUGUGCCCACUGCCCCAAGGUCUUCAGAAGCCAGAUGACCUUUGACAUCCACCAGAGCAUCCACACCGGGGAGCGCCCCUUCGCAUGCGCCCAUUGCCCCAAGGCCUUCAGGCGCAAGACAUCCCUUGCUGUCCACCAGCGGGUCCACACUGUGGAGCGCCCCUUCGCCUGCGCCCACUGUCCCAUGGCCUUCAAGGACAAGAAGACCCUCACCAGCCACCAGCGGGUCCACACUGAGGAGUGCUCCUUUGCCUGCACCCACUGCCCCAAGGCCUUCAAGAACCAGAUGACCCUCACCAUCCAGCAAGACCAUCCACACCAGGGAGACAAGAAGACCUUCACCAUCCACCGGAAAGUCCACACUGAGGAGCGCCCCUUCACCUGUACCCACUGCCCCAUGGCCUUCAAGGAGAAGAAGUCCCUCACCACCCAGCAGCGAGUCCACACCAGGGAGCGCUCCUUUCCUUGCACCACCGGGGAGCGCCCCUUCGCCUGCGACCACUGCGCCAAGGUCUUUAGGGAGAAGAAGGCCCUCGUCAUCCACCAGCGGCUCCACACCGGGGAGCGCCCCUUCGCCUGCGCCCACUGCCCCAAGGCCUUCAGGGACAAGAAGGGCCUCACCAUCCAUCAGUGGGUCCACACCGGGGAACGUCCCUUUGCAUGUGCCCACUGCCCCAAGACCUUCAAACAGAAGCAGGCCCUCACCAUCCACCAGCGCUCCCACACCGGGGAGCGCCCCUUCGCCUGCGCCCAUUGCCCCAAGGCCUUCAGAGACAAGCAGACCCUCUCCAAACACCAGCAUGUCCACACCGGGGAGCGUCCCUUCGCCUGUACCCACUGCCCCAGGACCUUCAGAGACAAGCACAACCUCACCAGCCACCAGCGGGUCCACACCGGUGAGAAGCCCUACAAGUGUGGCGAGUGCGGCAAGUGCUACAGCCAGAAGCAUCACCUGAAUCGCCAUGUGGCGAUGCACCAGGACCCGCCGGUGGUGCCGGAAGGUGGUCCAUCCCCGGUGUGA